This is a messenger RNA of Notodromas monacha, 290 nucleotides long. The record is from the annotation of a GenBank genome assembly. NCBI's taxonomy places the organism in Eukaryota, Metazoa, Arthropoda, Ostracoda, Podocopida, Cyprididae.
UCUUGUGCAACUCACACGUUCUCUAUUCUUGUAGCGACUUCAUCGAACAGGAUCUCCUAAACUUUGCUCGCCGGAACCCGGGAGUGGUGAUGUACGUUAAGCCUCGCCGACACAGAUCCCCUGUGUUGAAAGCUGAGUUUCUGAAUGGGGAGCACCACUGGUUGUCACUGCAUAGCAUGGAUCGAGAAGAAGUUCAUCGGUGGAUAGAAUUGAUGCGUACCAAGUCGGGAGAGCAAAUGGUACGUUUGAGGAAGCAAUGGUAUACUGAUACGCCAUCCAUUCAAGGAGUA